Messenger RNA from Microdochium trichocladiopsis, 2120 nucleotides. RefSeq lists its product as uncharacterized. The record is from RefSeq and is a predicted model, not a curated record. The transcript has a single exon. The coding region runs from base 39 to 1679 and encodes 546 amino acids. NCBI's taxonomy places the organism in Eukaryota, Fungi, Ascomycota, Sordariomycetes, Xylariales, Microdochiaceae.
CAGGCCUCCCCACCUCGAAACGGUAUGCAUACACAAGAAUGAAGUCUACCGAUAGCCUUGCGAAUGCCGAGACCUUCACUGCCGAGGGCUCUCUCCACCUCCACGAGGAAGUGCCGGGCAACACGAGUCCCAACGGCGGCCUUCACGAGAGACUCUCCCAUUCGAAGCAUCCACGACUGCAUCGAAAUGCCUACCUAGGCGCCUUGCUCUUUAACUUUGCCUCAUUCAUCCUUCCAGCUCUAUACGGGACUCUGUCCAAGCUAUGGGUGGCCAACAUUGACAGUUCUCUCGUGGUGACGACUGACAGCUACACUUACAUCGGUGUGUUCGCCGAGGUCCUCAACGAGGGUCUCCCACGGGCCAGCUGGGUCAUCAUCGGUGACAAGGCAUCGCGUUCUCUCGCCGAGCGUCUCCGCCUGACACACACUCUGAUUGCGUUCCAAGCCCUGCUCGAGAUUAUCAUGAGCAUCGCCUUCGCCGCCGCAGCUGAGCAAUUCGCACAGAGUUUUGUACCAGCCGAAGCACGAGCGCAGAGCAUCACAUACGUACGCCUCUCUGCAUUCUCCGUACUCAGCUCGACCAUCGAGACAGCUGUCGCAGCGGGCACAAGGGCACUGGACAAGCCUGAUGUUCCGCUGGUGAUCAGCUCGAUCAAAUUCGCAGUCAAUAUUUUGCUGGACAUGCUGCUCAUCUCGACAUUCCACGUCGGAUCGAUAAACCCGACUGUCGAUUUACAGGCGGGUAUACAGCUCGCAUGUAACUUGUCAUCUGCGUUUAUUGGACUCGGGUACUUCUUGUGGUUUCACACGAGACCAGCUUUGAAGAAGAUUUCCUCUGGAGCAAUCGGUCACCAGUCUCUGUCAACGCCAAUCGCAGAAGCGGACAGAAACAACAGUGUCGCGCCAACUCUGAAAGCUCUGCUCGUCCUCGCCCGGGCUGGAGUGCUCACCUUCCUCGAGUCACUCAUCCGUAACGUUCUGUAUCUGUGGCUGGUUACCACCAUCGUCGCAUUGGGAAGUACAUACGCGACAGCAUGGGGCAUUUUCAACACCAUCCGUUGGGGCCUCGUCAUGGUGCCAGUCCAGGCUCUAGAAGCAACAUCGCUGACAUUCAUCGGCCACCGAUGGGGAGCCUGGCGACGAGCACGCAACCUUGACGAGGCAAGAUUGAACACCACCACCAACACCUCAACCACGACACCCGCCCGACCGCGAGACAUACUCCACAUCGCCAUGCCUGCAUUCAUCUCCGUCGGCUGUGCGCUGGUGAUCGAGGUCCCUCUCUGCAUAUUCCUCUCCUUUUUCGGCGCUCGUCCAUUUGCCAUGUACCUGAGCGGCGGUGUCAGCGACGUGGCCGAUGUGACAGCCUACAUGUGGCGCACCAUCGACUGGUGCUACAUCUUCUACGCCGUCUCGACACAGCUCGCCACCAUCCUGCUCGCCACGAGGCCUAAGUGGUACCUGUGGCAGAGCCUGGCAAGCAACCUCCUUUACGUGCUGCCCUGGGCAGUCGUGUGCCAGGUUGUGCACUUGACGGAGGACGACGCCUGGAAGUAUCAUGGUCUGGUGUUUGGUGGGAGCCUGGUGUUCAGCUUUGUCGACGUUGUUGUUGUGGACUCGCUUUGGGCCUGGACGCUUUGGAAAGGAAGGGCGCGCUUGGAGAAGUUCCAUGAGUCGUAAAUGGGUCUCGACGUCCAGGGACGGUUGUUUGACGUUUCGUUUGCAUAGUUUUCUGAGGGGUUUCGGGUUUCUACAUUGAGUAAUGGGCUGACAAAAUCAUACGGUCCCAUGAUUACUUACAGUUCAGCGCCUGAUCCAUGCUUGCCCGAUAGGAUCAAUUCUGCCAAAUAACAAGUGAACGAACACCCGUGGCGUUGCGAAGCCCUUCGGCCCGCGUUGGCAUUGAAAGAGCGUUUGGAUUUGCGGCCACCAUUUGGCUCGACUCGGGCGCACAUGGGGCGUUGGUUUAAGAACAAGGAGAUCAGGAAAGCAAGGCAUACGCCGUUCUCCGUAAUCAUCUGCAGUAGUAUACCGGUAUCAUGAUUUAUUACGCCUCUGCGUGUACCGCUUUUUAGCAUGAACGAGCAUGUUGUGGCCGUCUGUUGACGAUGGGUGCUGGCA